GCCUGGCUCCGCUAAGGCGUUGCUGCUGGUGCUGCCGCCGCCGCCGCCGCCAGGAAACACAAGGAGCAGAAUCAAGCGUAGCGUGGCGAUGGGCAGGAGUAGAACCCCGCCAGAGAGGCUGGGCGGCCGCCGGUGACAGGAUUUUGAAGGCCCUUCCCAGGUUACAGAGCCUUGUCAGGUAACACCAGGAGGAAGGCAGGACUGAAAUUAGCAUCUCCAUUUUCCAGAUAAUUUACUGAGUACCUACUUUGUGCCACGUAUAGUUCUGGACACCAGGGAGCAGCACCUAGUCUAGAGGAGGACGCCACGAGACUGUGCUCUGUCCACCGCACCUCCUGCAUGUCCUGCUGCCCUGAGCUGUCCCGAGCUAGGUGACAGCCUGUCACGCUGCCACCAUGAACGAGGUGUCUGUCAUCAAAGAAGGCUGGCUCCACAAGCGCGGUGAGUACAUCAAGACCUGGCGGCCCCGGUACUUCCUGCUGAAGAGCGACGGCUCCUUCAUUGGAUAUAAGGAGCGGCCCGAGGCCCCUGACCAGACCCUGCCCCCCUUAAACAACUUCUCUGUCGCAGAAUGCCAGCUGAUGAAGACCGAGAGACCGCGGCCCAACACCUUCGUCAUACGCUGCCUGCAGUGGACCACAGUCAUCGAGAGGACCUUCCAUGUAGACUCUCCGGAUGAGAGGGAGGAGUGGAUGCAGGCCAUCCAGAUGGUCGCCAACAGCCUCAAGCAGCGGGGCCCGGGGGAGGACCCCAUGGACUACAAGUGUGGCUCUCCCAGCGACUCCUCUGCAGCCGAGGAGAUGGAAGUGGCAGCUAGCAAGGCGCGGGCCAAGGUGACCAUGAAUGACUUCGACUAUCUCAAGCUCCUGGGCAAGGGCACCUUUGGCAAAGUCAUCCUGGUGCGGGAGAAGGCCAGCGGCCGCUACUACGCCAUGAAGAUCCUGCGGAAGGAGGUUAUCAUCGCUAAGGAUGAAGUCGCCCACACGGUCACCGAGAGCCGGGUCCUCCAGAACACCAGGCACCCGUUCCUCACUGCGCUGAAGUACGCCUUCCAGACCCACGACCGCCUGUGCUUCGUGAUGGAGUACGCCAACGGUGGCGAGCUGUUCUUCCACCUGUCCCGGGAACGCGUCUUCACGGAGGAGCGGGCCCGCUUCUAUGGCGCGGAGAUCGUGUCAGCCCUGGAGUACCUGCACUCGCGGGACGUGGUGUACCGGGACAUCAAGCUGGAAAACCUCAUGCUGGACAAAGACGGCCACAUCAAGAUCACUGACUUCGGCCUGUGCAAAGAGGGCAUCAGUGACGGGGCCACCAUGAAAACCUUCUGUGGGACCCCUGAAUACCUGGCGCCUGAGGUGCUGGAGGACAACGACUACGGCCGGGCGGUGGACUGGUGGGGGCUGGGCGUGGUCACGUACGAGAUGAUGUGCGGCCGCCUGCCCUUCUACAACCAGGACCACGAGCGCCUCUUCGAGCUCAUCCUCAUGGAGGAGAUCCGCUUCCCGCGCACGCUUAGCCCGGAGGCCAAGUCCCUGCUUGCUGGGCUGCUUAAGAAGGACCCCAAGCAGAGGCUCGGCGGGGGGCCCAGUGAUGCCAAGGAGGUCAUGGAGCACAGGUUCUUCCUCAGUAUCAACUGGCAGGACGUGGUGCAGAAGAAGCUCCUGCCACCCUUCAAACCUCAGGUCACAUCUGAGGUUGACACAAGGUACUUUGACGACGAGUUCACCGCCCAGUCCAUCACAAUCACACCCCCGGACCGCUUUUUUUCUUCAGCCCUCUGCCAAACUCACCUCAGCGGUCCUAGUGGCCCUGCCUACAGGAUCCUGUCCUGCCCUCACCUUUGUGCCCAGGCCAGGAUUUGGGAGACUCUCCACUGCCUGCCCCAGGACCAGGCCUUUGGGCAGUUGGAGAGAUGCCGGUUUUUAAUCAACAUAAAGCCCCAGUGAGGGGCGAAGCAUGGAGCCGUGGGGCCUACCUGAAUUUCUGGCUGGGGUGCCCACAGGCAGCCCUGCCUCUGGGUUGCUGCUUCUGUCAGAGGCUGCCUUCUAGUGGGCUGCCCGGUGGACAGCGCCCUGGUGCUGCCUUCCUUGCCCUGUCGUUAGGCUCGGAGUGGCCUGGCGUGGGGCAAUCCAGCCCCCUUCUCCCAUGGGGGCGGAAAAGCAAUAAUGUCCAGGGGUCGGGGGUGCGGGAGUAGGCGAGGGCCUUUGGAAGCCGCAUGCAGGACUGGGGGUUCAGGGCUCCCUCGUGGGGAGGGGGCCUGCUCUACCCUGUGGGGAACCGGGAGGGGGCCCAGGGGAUGGGCGCUGCCUCCUGGCCCUGUCUUCCCCCAUCCCCUAAGCUGCUCUCCUGACCCUGGGGAUGAGGCAGGAGGAGCAUUUGGGGGCUGGCUUCCCCACCCAACAGCCCCGUGCCUUACCAGGGCUUCCUUCAGCCGGCCUUACCUCCUGCUGGAGCCCGGGCCUGGCCCCAGCCCCUUCUGAGGAUGGGGGCCGGGAUGUCCCCCUUCUCUCUGCCUGGGGCGGAGGGGGCGCCAGCCUCGGCUGUUACACAUCUCGCACCGAGACAGUAUUGGGCCCGGUGGACUUGGGUCGAAGAGGGGGUGGGGCUGGGUGUCUGGUACGAACCGAGGUAGGGGCCUCUGCGAAGGGAGGCUCCAGGCCACCUCACUCCUUCCCGCUCUCCGGGCCCCACGUUCUGCAGCCUUAAGGUGAACGUGUCAGUGCUCUGGGCACUCAACGUGCGUGCCUCAGGCUGUGUGUGUCUGCGGGCGUGCCUGUGCAUCUGGGAUGCAGAUGCACGUGGGGUGUGUGUGUGUGCAUGUGUGUUGGGUAUGUGUGUGCGAGGGCAAGCGAGUCCGGCCUCGAGUGUGCGUGGUGUGUGUGGGCUCGGGCCCCGCCCCGGCUCAAGCACGUCAACCCGAGGGGGAGGGGUGCUAGCCUAGCAGGGGGGCCACACCUGAGGUCCACUUGUUGCCCUGUCCCCCCUGCCCCGUUCCCCCCAGCACCUCUGGGCUUUGGGAUUUCGUUUCUGUGGUUUUGAUCACCCCAGUCCACCUUCUGUAGGUGGGUCACAGAGAGACAUUCUGGGGCGGGGUGGGGGGGUUGGUUUGGGUGGGUGGGUUCUGACUUUUCCUGUCUGUGUGUGUUUGUCGUUCACCUGACAGUUCUCCCUCCUCCCCACCGGCCUGUCCCCAUCCCUCGUGUUUGUACGGUACAAGCAAUAAAGACACUCAUUUCAGCCUGGGGCCCACCACCCUGGGCCUUUCCUUGCUUCCAGAGUCUGGCCCCGGGCAUCAGCUGCCUCCUGCUCCCGUCCUUCUGGUCACGGGGCCUGUUGAGCCACGAGGAGGGGGUGAGGUGUGCUCAAGCUCAGGGUGGAGGGUGGGGGCCGCUGAGGGGGAAGCUGCCGAAGAGUUGGGGGAAGGCGCCUGGGCGGGGGGGUACAGUGGACAGAGACCAUUGCAGUCCCUUGGAAGCUGCUUAGGCAAAAAGAGGUGGGGUGGAGAGAUGGGGGUGGAAGGGGUGCGACGUGUCGCUGGGCCCUGGAGUGGGCGUGGGAGGGAGAGGACUCAUUUCCUGUGGCCCUUGAGCCCUGGAAGGGGGCACUGCCUGCUCGCCCCAUCUUACCUAUGGCCCCCAAUUCUGACACACAACCCUUGGCGGAUCAGUGGGAUGUGUGGUGGCAGUCGGCUGGGAGCACCUCGGGUUGGGUUACAGCCUUCACAGCUCUGGGACCCCUCUGGCACCUGUCCCUUUAAUCCUGGAGUUACCAUGCUUGAGUCACUCCUCUCAGACCCCAGGGCCAGGGCUGCCCCUGCGGAGCCCUGGCACAGAUGAAUUUAAUGUCAGAUUUUGCCCGAAGGUGUAGGCCUUUACACACACGGAGCCUUUGAGAUUGUAAAUGGGGGUAGAGGAAAAGUCAGAUGCUACAACCAAGACUCAAGGAAUAUUUUUUGUUUUCUAACUUCAUAUGGACUUUAUUAUGAAUUGAGUUACAAAAGUAUGUCCUGGUGGUCAUAUGAUAAACGUCAGAGAGGCUUAUAAAGAAAAGCCUUUUAAAAGCAACUAUACUCCAAUAAAAAUUAAUGAAAAAAGAAAAGCCUUUUACUCUUCCCUCUUGUCCAGCCCCUGGAGGUGCCUGGUGCUAGAGUUCCUCGUCCCAGCACACUGUCACUCAGACCUUCGUGUGGGUCCAGCCCCGCAUCUACCUCAGCCAGUUAGUGGUGUCUUAACGGCCCGCGGAGGCCUCCCCCGGGUUCCUCAGUUGCUGCCCUCAGUUGAAUGUGUAUCCGUAGAUGUAGUGGUGCUUCUUAUUUCGGUAGGAGAACUUUUCCCAAAUAGGGAGUUUUAGAGGGGAGUGUUUUAAUAAAUUUUACCAAUUAGGGAAAUUAAAUUUUGAAUAGAUCUGUCUUUUGUCACGUGCAUUUAGACAGUUUCACGAGUUUUGUGAAAGGAGGAGGAGGAAACUCAAAACCACCCCCAGGUCUUGAGCGGUCAUUCUGGUCCUCAUGUUACCCCUGUGCCAGUGGAUACAGUGCCGUGAAAGGCUGUCCCUCUGUCUGCAUAACUCUUUCCUCCCAGCUGAGGUCGUCAAGCUGCUGGGCUCUGUACUGCUGCAUCUUACCCCUCCCCCCUCCUGCCGGCAUAUGUACAUCAGUAGGCUUGCUGGGUCGUUGGUAGAAACGAGAUCCUCCUCUCUGAGCCACUUUUCUGCAUUUGGGGGACUCCUCGUGGACACUUGUCAUGCCUCCAGCUGCUUCACGAGCUUUCUCUGCUUUCUCGGGUUGGAUGUGCCUCAACUGAUUCAGCCGCCCCCCGUCGACAAGAAUUUACUUGGUUUCCAGUUUGUUUGCUGCUACCAGCAGUACUGUAAUAAACCUUUGACAGUGUAACAAUC
Molecule: messenger RNA, 4896 nt
Organism: Balaenoptera acutorostrata (minke whale)
Lineage: Eukaryota; Metazoa; Chordata; Mammalia; Artiodactyla; Balaenopteridae
Gene: AKT2
Product: AKT serine/threonine kinase 2
Exons: 16
Coding region: 396-1946 (516 amino acids)
Biological process (GO): protein phosphorylation
Molecular function (GO): protein serine/threonine kinase activity; ATP binding
Source: RefSeq, a predicted model, not a curated record